Messenger RNA from Menidia menidia (Atlantic silverside), 540 nucleotides. The record is from the annotation of a GenBank genome assembly. NCBI's taxonomy places the organism in Eukaryota, Metazoa, Chordata, Actinopteri, Atheriniformes, Atherinopsidae.
AUGAAGGCAACGGCCGGCAGCAGGUGCAGCGGCGGCUCGCUUCCGGUCUCACGCAGAGGAGUUCCGGCCGAAGAGAGGUUCCGGCUUUGUUUGGUACCAGGAGAGAAGAUGCGGGAGCUCCCCCUGGUGUCCAUCUUCUGCUCCUGCAUGAUGCCCCGCACCACAGAGGAGGAGGCCCCCCACCAGCAAGCCGCCGGCGUGGUGGACCUGAACCUGUGCGACAUCCGGGACGUGGAGGUGCUGGAGCUGGGCCGGGGGGCCCGGGGGGGCCAGGCCUUCGAGGUCAUCCUGAGGCCCCCCAGCUUCGACGGCGGGCCCGAGCUCACCUCGCCCCCCCGCCAGAAGCCGUCCCUGGAGGACAUCCUCAGGAAGCUGGACGCCGCCCAGGAGAGGAGGAAGUGCCAGGAGGCGGAGCUCCUGAAGCACCUGGCUGAGAGGAGGGAGCACGAGAGGGAGGUGGCCCAGAAGGCCCUGGAGCACCGGGCCGAGAGGAGGGAGCAGCGCCGGGGGCACCUGAACGCCCCGCAGGAGGUGUCCUGA